Messenger RNA from Lacerta agilis (Sand lizard), 3283 nucleotides. RefSeq names its product solute carrier family 6 member 15 (gene SLC6A15). Gene Ontology annotation, biological process: sodium ion transmembrane transport; L-leucine transport. Gene Ontology annotation, molecular function: proline:sodium symporter activity. Bases 31 to 2217 code for a protein of 728 amino acids. The transcript has 11 exons. The record is from RefSeq and is a predicted model, not a curated record. Lineage: Eukaryota; Metazoa; Chordata; Lepidosauria; Squamata; Lacertidae. Gene Ontology annotation, cellular component: plasma membrane.
UGAUCUGACAUUACCACUUCCUUAUUGCAAAUGCCUAAGAACAGCAAAGUGGUUAAACGAGAAAUAGAUGAUGAUGUCAUCGAGUCAGUUAAGGAUCUCCUAUCAAAUGAAGACUCUGUGGAAGAUGCUUUCAAGAAAAGCGAGCUGUCGGUUAAUGACUCGGAUGACAAAGAUGUAGAUGUGGAAGAGGGAUCUGACGUAGAAGAUGAGAGACCCGCUUGGAACAGCAAACUUCAGUAUAUUCUGGCACAAGUUGGAUUUUCCGUAGGUUUGGGGAAUGUGUGGCGAUUUCCUUAUCUGUGCCAAAAAAAUGGCGGAGGUGCCUAUCUUGUGCCAUAUUUAAUUUUGCUGCUGGUCAUAGGGAUACCACUUUUCUUCUUGGAGCUUUCAGUGGGUCAGAGAAUUCGGCGUGGAAGCAUUGGAGUAUGGAAUUAUAUCAGCCCCAAGCUUGGUGGAAUUGGAUUUGCAAGCUGUGUAGUAUGCUUUUUUGUGGCCCUAUACUACAAUGUCAUCAUUGGAUGGAGUUUGUUUUACUUUUCUCAGUCUUUUCAGCACCCGUUGCCAUGGGACCAAUGUCCUUUGGUGAAAAAUUCUUCACAUACCUUUGUGGAGCCAGAGUGUGAAAAAAGCUCUGCAACAACAUAUUACUGGUACAGAGAAGCACUCAAUAUUUCCAGCUCUAUCUCAGAGAGUGGAGGUCUAAACUGGAAAAUGACGAUCUGCUUGCUGGCUGCUUGGGUUAUGGUGUGCCUAGCAAUGAUUAAAGGGAUCCAGUCUUCAGGCAAAAUAAUGUACUUUAGCUCCCUUUUCCCUUAUGUGGUACUUAUAUGCUUUCUAAUCAGAGGGCUGCUCUUAAAUGGAUCACUGGAUGGUAUCCGUCACAUGUUUACACCUAAGCUUGAAAUAAUGCUGGAGCCCAAGGUCUGGAGAGAAGCUGCUACUCAGGUGUUCUUUGCCUUAGGGCUUGGAUUUGGUGGAGUCAUUGCCUUUUCAAGCUACAACAAGAGAGACAACAACUGCCAUUUCGAUGCUGUUCUGGUGUCCUUCAUCAAUUUUUUCACUUCUGUGCUGGCAACUUUGGUGGUGUUUGCUGUUCUGGGCUUCAAAGCAAAUAUCAUAAAUGAGAAAUGCAUUAUCCAAAAUUCUGAGAAGAUUGUCAAUCUUUUGAAUGUCGGCAAUCUGAGCAAGGCUGUUAUACCUCAUCAUAUUAAUUUAUCGAGCAUCACAGCAGAAGAUUAUAAUCUGGUUUAUGAUAUAAUCCGGAAGGUAAAAGAAGAAGAGUUUCCCCUUGGUUUGAAACCCUGCCAAAUUGAAGAUGAACUUGACAAGGCUGUCCAAGGAACUGGUCUAGCUUUCAUUGCCUUUACAGAAGCCAUGACCCACUUUCCUGCUUCUCCUUUCUGGUCAGUGAUGUUCUUCCUUAUGCUGGUUAAUUUGGGGCUUGGCAGCAUGUUUGGAACCAUUGAAGGCAUUACGACACCAAUAGUUGAUACUUUCAAAGUGAGAAAAGAAAUUCUGACUGUUGCCUGCUGUCUUCUGGCCUUUUGCAUUGGCUUAAUAUUUGUACAGCGGUCUGGUAAUUACUUUGUAACUAUGUUUGAUGACUAUUCAGCCACAUUGCCUUUGCUUAUUGUCGUCAUUUUGGAGAAUAUUGCCAUGUCUUAUGUUUACGGGAUAGACAAAUUCAUGGAAGACCUAAAGGAUAUGCUUGGAUUUUCACCAAAUCCGUACUAUUACUAUACAUGGAAAUAUAUCUCCCCAAUUGUUUUGUUAUCUUUGCUGGUAGCUAGCAUUGUCCAAAUGAUAUUAAGUCCCCCUGGUUACAAUGCAUGGAUUGAAGAUAAGGCGACUGAGGAAUUUCAAAACUACCCAACCUGGGGGCUGAUAGUCUGUGUGUCCUUGAUCAUUUUUGCAAUGCUCCCUGUCCCGGUAGUCUACCUGAUUCGCCGCUGCAACCUUAUCGACGAUAGCUCUGGCAGCUUGGCAGCGGUUUCCUACAAAAGGGGGCGUAUUAUAAAGGAGCCUGUGAAUCUCGAGGGAGAUGACACCAGCCUGAUCCACGGCAAGAGUCCAAGCGAGGUGCCAUCUCCAAAUUUCGGCAAAAACAUAUACCGGAAACAGAUUGGUUCUCCAACUGUGGACACUGCCCCCAAUGGCCGCUAUGGUAUCGGUUACAUAAUGGCAAACAUGUCGGAUAUGCCAGAGUCUGACUUGUAGCUGCAAUGCAGUGUUGAUGCCUCUGUUCUUGGAACAUUUGUUUCUCUUAAGAGAAGUGGUCGGCCUCACUUACCAGAGUGCAAUCUCAGGUGCCCCAUGACUCUGUGCUUAAAAACAUCCUGACAUGUGGUACAAACAAGCAGCUUGACAAUUCCCUUUGGCUUGAUUUUUUCUGGUUUCCAUUUGUACUGGAAGGGAAUGCACAUAAAAAAAUAUCAGUCAGCGAUGGCAUAGCCUUGCCAGGAUUGCCAAUUUUUUAAAGAAUUAUUUUUGCAUUUAAUUUGAAAGUUUUCUAUCUUUAAAGUACAGGUGUUACCUCAGUUUGUAACAAUUUUUUAAGUGAAUUCAUAUUUCUCUACUGCUGUAACUGGAAUUUCCUUCUUUGUUCCUGCAAGUUAACUCCCCCUGUAUUGGAAGAAAAAAAUUAGCUCCAAAGAGUUCGCCAAUCCUGUAUCGACUGCACUUAUUUGUACAUACGUUUUGUAGAUAUCCUGUACUUUUUUUAAGCACUCGCAAUUCCUUAGGCUAUUAGCUGAGUAAAAAAAAAGCAAAACAAACAAAUUUUAAACCCUGCAGAUUAUUUUCUUACAUGUAAUAGCUGUAUAGAGCAAUAGUAUUAGAAAACCAAGUAUAAUGAUGCUGGAAACACAAAAUUCCUCACACUCUGGGGAACUGCAUAUGAUGUGGCUGUAUUUUACAUACUAUAUUUGGUUUUUUCAGUGUGAAAAUUAUGUAAGACUGAGUCGCUCCAAGACUCUUAAAAGAUUGUGCAGAUUCUGCAUUUUUCUAAGCUGUGUGCCUAAAAUAAAAAUAAAAAACCCUUCCUAAUAUUUAUUGUGGUUACAAGAUUAUAUAUAUUAUAUUUAUAUAUAAUAUACUUGUAAUGUACAUAUGUAUAGUAAUGUUGUAUGUAACAGCUUCAAACUCUGAAGCAAGAUGGCUUUAAACCUGUUUUUUCCCCUGUUUUGCUUGUUUUAUGCAAAAAAGAAAUCCCCUCCCAAGUCAGUGAUAAUUAAAAAUUGUAUACCAUUACAUUUAAUCUAGGAAUAAAGAGUGUGGAAAGGUG